This is a messenger RNA of Halichondria panicea, 5397 nucleotides long. RefSeq lists its product as uncharacterized. Bases 552 to 4967 code for a protein of 1471 amino acids. The transcript is spliced from 2 exons. The record is from RefSeq and is a predicted model, not a curated record. NCBI's taxonomy places the organism in Eukaryota, Metazoa, Porifera, Demospongiae, Suberitida, Halichondriidae.
ACUAAAUCUCUCCUAUAAUAAUAUGGGAUAUGCUUUAUAAUUGAGGCCACUAAGUCUCUCCUAUAAUAAUAUGGGAUACGCUUAAUGAUUGAGGGCACUAAGUCUUCCCUGCAUGAAGGGAGAUAUAGCCCACCAAAAGGUGUUAAUGUAAGGCCACUCCAAAUGAGACUGUAGUUUCCCGUCCAACUCGCGCUUCCUGCUUUAGCUACCGCAUUAAUAGUCAUUAUGGCCAUUAUUUCUCUAAUUAUCCAAUGAAAUAUUUAAAUUACUUUUUUCUUGUUCUGUUUGUGGGUGUAUGUGUGUAUACCGUAUAUCUUCUAAUUUAUCAGACAGCAAAAAAUAAUUAUUUUGGAAAUUGUCCGGGUAUAAUUGGAACAGAUUUUUAUAGAGCAUGCGAAGUGUCCGGAAUAAUUAGAACAAGCAAGCAGCUGCAUGCGAGCUAGCUAAGUUUAAUAGAACAAGGUACGACUGAAUAGUUGCACUAACUAUCUAAAACUAGCUACUCAAAGCUAUCUAACUGCAGCACUCCAAGUCUUACUUGCCGUCUAUGCAUGAAUGGUAACUCAACUUUUCAAGAUAUGCUGUCUAGAAAUAUUCUCAGCUGGUUAGUGCUACUGACCCUAGCUACUGUUACCAGGAGUGAGCACUAUCACAUUGUGCCAGUGGAUUCAACCAGCUUGUGUUAUGACUAUCGAAAUGGAACUUGUUUCACUCUCGAGCAGCUUGUUCAAACACUGAACUUGUUAUCUAGUGGAGACAAUCUCACCUUGAGCUUUCUACCUGGAGAUCAUGUGUUAACUGAGCAGCUAUUGAUUCGUAACUUCUCACAUGUGCAAAUCACUGGCCAGAACAAAAGUACAACUGUAGUUGGAUUCCAUAGCAAUGGUGCGAUACGUUUUGUUAGCCUUACUAAAUUGAGAAUUGAACACUUGGGUUUCGUUGGAGUGAAUGUCGGACCACCAAACUCACAUCAAGGAGUAAUCAUUGUUGGUUCCCAUGAUGUCUACAUUAACGAUUGCUACUUGAUGGACUUUGGCUCAAAUCAGCUGGAAAAAACACACAUAGCUAAAACUAAAACUGCAACGAUUGAGAGCACUCUCUUUAUGAACAACACUGGUCAGGCACUGCACGUUGAGGCUGAUGAUGUAUACAUAACAAAUAGCGAGUUCACUAAAAAUAGUGGAGGUGCAGUUUACAUUAAGUCAAACAACUCUCUGAUCAACAACACAGGGUUCAACUACAACAGUGCUGAGAACGGAGGAGCAGUAGAAGUAGUAUCUGGUACUGUAGUGAUCACUUCGUGUGCCUUCACAAAUAACAAAGCUUCUGUGUGGGGUGGAGCCAUUGCUGUUGUCUCAAGCAGUGUGUCCAUCUCCAACAGUGAGCUGACAAACAAUAAUGCAUAUAGCGGUGAUGGCGGAGGAGCGAUUAGUGUUACCUCAGGCAAUGUGUCCAUUUCCAACAGUACGCUGACGAACAACAGUGCUACUAACUAUGGUGGAGCGAUUAAUGUUUACUCAGGCAGUAGUGUGUCCAUCUCCAACAGUACACUGACAAACAACAGUGCUGACGGUGGUGGAGCGAUUAUUGUUGACUCAGGCAAUGUGUACAUCUCCAACAGCGAGAUGACGAACAACAGAGCUGACUUUGAUGGUGGAGCGAUUCUUGUUGACUCAGGUAGUGUGUCCAUCUCCAACAGUAAGCUGACAAACAACAGUGCUACUAAGUAUGGUGGAGCGAUUGUUGUUUACUCAGGCAGUAGUGUGUCCAUCUCUUACUCAGGCAGUAGUGUGUCCAUUUCCAACAGCGAGCUGACGAACAACAGUGCUGACGGUGGUGGAGCGAUUGGUGUUUACUCAGGCAAUGUGUACAUCUCCAACAGUGAGCUGAUAAACAACAGUGCUAACAAUAGUGGAGCGAUUAGUGUUUACUCAAGUAAUAUAACAUUCAUUGGAAGGAAUAUUAUUAGGAAUAAUAGUCGUCCCGUUUAUGCUUUCAAUAGUCGAAUCGAGUUUAAUGGACCUACAACACUGAGUAACAAUCGCGGUGUGUUAGGAGGAGCCAUCAGCUCUGUCCAGAGUGAAAUAUUCAUUAACACAGAAGGAGUUGUCAUCACCAACAACACAGCUACCUCUGGAGGAGGGAUAUUUCUAAGAGAGAGUACACUCUUUGUAAAUGAGCCACUAGAGAUCUAUCACAACACAGCACACAAGGAUGGUGGAGGGAUUUAUGCAUAUUCUAGCAGAGUUGAGUUCCAAUCUGUGCUGAUGCGGUAUCCACAUGGUUAUCUACUUCCUCCAAAUACACAGAGUGAGAUUGCUCACAACAUUGCUGAGAAUGGUGGAGGUAUACAUGCCGUAUCUUCAACUAUUAAACUUACUCAAUCAUACGUCAACAUUGACUCAAACACGGCUAAUGCUAGUGGAGGUGGAGUGUAUCUACAGCAAAGUUCGAAACUGUACCUAUUUAAAACGAAUGAAGAAAGGACUCAGGAUCGAUAUGUCAAGUUAAUGAUUAACAACAACUUGGCUCAGUUCGGAGGGGGGAUACUUGUGGCAGAUGACACACAGAGGAGCGCAUGUGGAGGAGGGGCCACAGAAAAUGUUGAUACUCACACAAUUUUUGCUGACUGCUUCAUUCAAACAAUUCAACUGUAUGAUGAGAAAAGCAAUCAAAGCUCAAACUAUUUCAACACAUUCAUGACUAACAACACGGCUAUCCAGUCAGGAGCAGACAUAUACGGAGGUCUAUUGGACAGGUGUACAAUUAAUCAAAAUGCUGAAUAUGAAAUUUCUUCAAAUAGAUCUGGAUUGGACUACAUAAAUAACACCAUAAAAUCCUCCACAGAAUUAUCGAUCUCCUCUGGGCCUGUUCAGGUGAUGUUUUGUAAUCAUUCACAAAAUGAUUAUGUUUCUCCAAAAAAGGGACACGCAUUUAAAAUCAGUGUUAUGGCUGUUGACCAAGUUGGAAAUCCAAAGAAGAAUGCCACAAUUCACAGUUCUGUUAUCACUGAUAGUGGAUUUGAUCGUCUCAAAGAAGGACAGGCAAAACAAACAGUUGGUCAUCAAUGCACAGAAUUAGAGUACAAUGUAUUCUCACAAGACAGCUCUGCUCAAGUGGAACUCUAUGCCGAGGGUCCAUGCAUCAAUUUGGGAAUUUCAAAACAACUCAUCAAAAUUUCUUUUCUACCCUGCACAUGCCCUAUUGGACUCAAACCAAUUCAGUCCGAUACUGAGUGCAAGUGUGCCUGUGAUCCAGACUUGCUACUAUAUCAGAUAACAAACUGUUCUGAGGAAAAUGAAACCAUAAAGCUGGAAAGUAAUAACAACAUAUGGAUAGAAGUCAUAAAUACUACCAACGAAACAGGGUAUGUUGUUAGUAACUGUGCAUUUGACUAUUGCGUAAAAAGGCCAGUUAACAUCAGUCUAAGCAACCCUGACGAACAGUGUGCCUACAAUCGAAGUGGUGUCUUGUGUGGAGAAUGUGAACCAGGGCUCAGUCUUGUAUUGGCUACGUCAAAAUGUAAAGAAUGCUCUAAUUUUUACCUUUUUUUGCUAAUUCCAUUUGCGCUGGCUGGCAUAUUGCUAGUUGCUUUAAUUCUCGUGCUCAACAUCACUAUAGCAACUGGAAAUAUUCAUAGUCUCAUUUUUUACGCCAAUAUACUAGCAGCUAAUAGAGCGAUUUUCUUACCUAAUUUAAACAACUUUUUAACAGUUUUUGUAUCCUGGGUGAAUCUUGACUUGGGUAUAGAGACAUGCUUUUACGAUGGAAUGAACUCUCAAGCAAAAGUGCUACUUCAACUUGUCUUCCCAGCUUACUUGUUUCUUCUAAUGCUUCUUGUUAUAAUUUUGAGCAACUAUUUUGACUCGUUUGCAAAACUCCUCUCCAACAGGAACCCAGUUGCUGCACUAGGCACACUCGUCCUACUCUCUUAUUCUAAAUUCUUACAGUUUAUCAUUGCUGCACUACAAAACAGAGUCUUGGAUUAUCCCGACGGUUCAACCAACAUUGUUUGGUUGUUUGACGGCAAUGUGCCAUACUUCACUCCCAAUCACAUUCCUCAGUUUUUUGCUGCUGCCAUUAUCCUCAUUGCUGGUGGAUUGUUCACUGUACUACUCUUCUUUGGACAAUGGCUUCCGCACUGUUCAAAAGUUAUGAAAUGGACUAAGAACACAAAAUACAUCGGCUUCAUGGAUGCAUACCAUGCUCCAUUCACUCCCAAGCAUCGCUACUGGGUGGGACUGCUCCUCUUCGCUCUGAUUGCUCAUAAUCUAGUAGUUGCAAUGGCUCCAGACACGUCUCUUCCUGUGCUAUCAUCUGGUUGUAUUGCAUUUGGACUGAUAUCAUUGACCAACCGAGUGCACAAAAAGCAACUUAGUGAAUAUCUAGAAGCAUUGUUUCUACUUAACCUCGGCAUUCUAUCCUAUGCCACUUCCUAUGUUGUUGAAACGAACCGACAACAAGAAACACUGGCUUUUGUUUCAAUGUCUAUAGCUUUCAUACUCUUUGUGAUAAUAAUCAGCUACCAUUUCCACCACUUUAUACUGAAGAAGACCAAAAUAUGGCUCAAGAUAAAGGAAGUUGUUAACUAUGUCAAAAGGAACUUAUGUGCUGGUGCUGCAGACAUUAGACUCCAACGAGCUAACAAUGCCCGGAAAAUGUAUCAGCAAGUAGCCGAUGAAAAUGAUGAUGAUGAAUUACUCGAAGCAGUAGACGACUAUGAACAAAGAGACGCCUUAAACCCACCUUACACUGAUGGAGCAAUGGAAGAAGCUGACCCUGAUCGCUACAUCACUCCUCCCAUCAUCAGACCAGCCACGAGGCCGGACCAGCUGAGACUAUCCUACAUGGAUGAACUAGCCCCUCUCGCCGCAGAGGACUACAGACCAGCCCCUCCCCCUCAAAGAGUCAACCGUCGUCCGGUUGUUACACACACAGAAAUCGGUCCGAUACACAAUGAAGUGUGAACUGUCUUAUUUAGCUGAGGUACCUUUAUAACAUAUACGACUUAAAAUAAUAUUCGUAGGCAUAUCAACAGUUACUGACGUAAUUAGUAAUUGUUAGUGUUACAGCAUUGUAGUUUAUAAAGAGAGAUAGGAUUUUUUGUAUAUAUAGAGUUAAAAUUGUUGUGCUAUAUAAUUGAAUGUUUGGUUCCAUUGGCUAACAAGACAUGCAUGUACUAUACCGUAUAAUGAUAUAUAGCGAGUAAGUUUCGAGGAUUUAAAUUUCGCAAACGAGUGGUGCAAGCUGCGCUGUGCUAAUGCCUCUCGCCGUUGUUUUGCUUUUGCUCAAGAAGAGGUGAAGAGGUAUAAAUAUUAUGUUAUUAUUGUUGAUUGCAAUUGUUGACAUGCAGAAUUGAAUUCCACAGUUAUUAUAAUAAUUAUUGGAGAGGAGCUG